This is a messenger RNA of Rhodofomes roseus, 1203 nucleotides long. RefSeq lists its product as uncharacterized. The transcript has 3 exons. Bases 387 to 995 code for a protein of 202 amino acids. The record is from RefSeq and is a predicted model, not a curated record. NCBI's taxonomy places the organism in Eukaryota, Fungi, Basidiomycota, Agaricomycetes, Polyporales, Fomitopsidaceae.
CAGCUCACAGGUAUGCCAAUCCUCGCCUUCAUUCACUCCUCCUGUGCUAACACUACUCCAUACAGCCUCCUCCGUAUGUUCACACCUGCACCGGGACAGCAGGCACGCGUCAACAACUCUCACCGAGCUCCCAUGGGGCUGGCUCCUGCACACCCUCGUCGCGCCCGGACACCAGCGCACGGCUGCGUUGAUGCGUCCAUAUUGGACGUCCGGAUAGCGUCCGCGCUCGAGCCGGCCCGGUACGACAGACCACGGCGCCCUCCCUCAGCCUGUACAUCCGACGCGAACAUCGCGCCUGCACAGCGGGGCGCGAUUUGCACCAGACGCGGGCCCUGCUUGGUGCGCACAAGUGCUCGCCGGGGACCAGCGCGGGUCUGCGCAACUCAAUGGACGGACUUUGCGCGCUGGACGUACAUCGGCUGGCUGGUGUGGCUAUGACCAGCCCUGCACGUAUCUCGGUCCGCCCGGUAGCGACACACACUGCGCGCGUCACAAUGGACACAAUUUACGCACUCGUAUGUGCCGCGUUUCCGACGGCGUCGCAGGGCGUGGGGGAUGUGGAGCCACGGACGGUCAUUGAGCGGGCAUCUUUCCCGGCAGAGCCUAUCGAUGCGUUUGGUAUCCCGCAGGCUACGGUGAAGUGUCUAGAGUUAGCAGAGUGUCACACAGAUGGGCGACUCUCAGCGUCGCAGCAGAUGGGCCCGAAAGAAGCACUGUCGCGAUACGCCGAGCGAUUGCGUGAGGAUUACAGGCAAGCAUCGGCGGGUGGAAGCGGGCCUCACGUCCUGGACUGCCCAUCUGUUCUCGAGCAGCCACGGGCCACGCCAAUGCGGACUCUCCGGCAUCGACGCGCGAAGGUCGAUACUGAGCUGGAUUUCGACGGACGCGUGUCACGCCGCGGACAACUGCCAGUGGCCCGUCUCAUGGUGGUCACGCCGACGCGGCGAGCCGUCAAGUAUCCCGGCCUCGUCCUCCACGUCGGUAGCAACGCAUGAAGGUGACCACCACGCGUGGCAGGACGGACGGAGUUGGGAGUGGCCGGGCGAAGCAAGGCUCGUACGGAUGCGCGCGUCUGAUCGAGCAUCGCUGGCGCGGACUUGUACUCGACGUGCGCGAAGGUGGAAACAGCGCGUCUGGUCGGGGACGCGUUCCACGGGAAUCUCGCGCAAGACUGCACUGGGCGCGUCUCGUGUACUUGCGCCG